This is a messenger RNA of Tinamus guttatus (white-throated tinamou), 552 nucleotides long. Lineage: Eukaryota; Metazoa; Chordata; Aves; Tinamiformes; Tinamidae. The record is from RefSeq and is a predicted model, not a curated record.
GACCAGGAGAAAGUCGACUUGCUGAGGAGAGCUACCCAGGCCCACAGGGAAUACACUGAUAUGGCAGUAAGGGGGAACGCAAUCGACCGCCACCUCCUAGGCCUGAAGCUUCAAGCUAUUGAAGACCUCGUGAGCAUUCCCGAGCUGUUCAUGGACACGGCCUACGCUGUGGCAAUGCACUUUAAUCUCUCAACCAGUCAGGUCCCAGCAAAGACAGACUGUGUGAUGUGUUUUGGUCCUGUGGUUCCAGAUGGCUACGGAGUCUGUUACAACCCCAUGGCAGACCACAUCAACUUCGCAGUUUCGGCAUUCAACAGCUGUGCUGAAACAAACGCAGCUCGCAUGGCCCAUUACCUCGAGCAAGCACUGCUAGACAUGAGGAUAUUGCUCCAGUCUACUCCCAAAUCCAAACUAUAAGAGGCAAAUAUAAUGCAAAAGCUCUAAAGGGGCAUUCUCGCACGCACUGAAGUUCCAGUUCCUCAGAAAAUGGCUGAGAGGACUGCUUGCUCAACAGGAUCCUAGCAGAACAUCUACCAUUUCUUUUCAGCAACA